Condylura cristata (star-nosed mole) is the source of this 1130-nucleotide messenger RNA. RefSeq names its product tRNA nucleotidyl transferase, CCA-adding, 1 (gene TRNT1). The record is from RefSeq and is a predicted model, not a curated record. Bases 1 to 996 code for a protein of 331 amino acids. The transcript has 6 exons. Gene Ontology annotation, molecular function: nucleotidyltransferase activity; RNA binding. Gene Ontology annotation, biological process: RNA processing. Lineage: Eukaryota; Metazoa; Chordata; Mammalia; Eulipotyphla; Talpidae.
AUGGACACGGCCCUCGCGCCCUGCCUUUACCUCCUGCAGCAGUUCACGGCUGCCAGGCCGGCAGGUCCAGCCCUGGCCGAGGCCGAGGCCAGCGCAGAAGAGCUGUUCGCCAAGGAGAAGCACGAGCUGAGGAUCGCGGGCGGCGCCGUGCGGGACCUGCUGAGCGGCGUGACGCCCCAGGACGUGGACUUCGCCACCACGGCCACGCCCGAGCAGAUGAAGGCGCUGCUGCAGGCGGCCGGCGUGCGCACCAUCAACAGCAAGGGCGAGAAGCACGGCACCGUCACGGCCCGGGUGAGCGGGUUCUACGGGAGAAUCGUGGACAGGCCUGGCGACCACGACCCCGAGACGCUGGCAGCAAUAGCAGAAAACGCGCAGGGCUUGGCUGGAAUAUCGGGGGAGCGCAUCUGGGUGGAGCUGAAGAAGAUUCUCGCCGGGAACCACGUGAACCACUUGGUGCACCUCAUCUAUGACCUCGGCGUGGCCCCUCACGUAGGCCUCCCCGCCCAGGCCGGCCUGGAAGAGUUCGACAGAGUCAGCAGGAGCGCGGAAGGGCUGUCGCCGAAGCCGAUGACCCUCCUGGCCUCGCUGCUGAGCGCCCAGGACGACGUGGGCAGCCUGGACUUGAGGCUCAAGAUCUCCAGGGAGGAGAAGAGCCUCGGCGCCUUCAUAGUGAGGCACAGGCGGGGCUUGGUCAGAGCGGCCGGCGCCGAGCCGCUGAAGCCCUACCAGGACUUCGUCAUAGACUGCAGGGAGGCCGGCGCGCCCGCCCGCGUGUGCGAGCUGCUGAAGUACCAGGGCGAGCGCCAGCUGCUGAGCGACAUGCAGCGCUGGUCCGUGCCCCUGUUUCCGGUCAGCGGCCACGACAUCAGGAAGGCGGGCAUCUCCUCGGGAAGGGACAUCGGGGUGCUGCUGCAGCAGCUGCGAGAACGGUGGAAAAAGAGCGGCUACCGGAUGGAGAAGGACGAGCUGCUGAGCCACGUCAAGAAGCCCUGAGGCCGCCGGCGGGCGACGUCGCCGCACCUGGCCCUGGACCCGCCGUCCGGACGCGGACGGGAGCCUGCAGCAGCUGGAGGCCGCGCGGGACGUGACCGCCCAGGUCAGCGAUUAAACAUCCGCCUGUGCGAACA